CAAGUGAAAAAGCCAAGAGUACGGAGACCAAAACAGCAAUGGCAAUAGCAUCUCAUCUCAUCAAUCUCACGCCUCUUCCUCUCAAAUCUUCUAGCGCUCUCUCUCCUCUCUGCAAUCUGCCCACAUGUCCGUUUCCACUUAAUGAUACCGGCGUCAAAACCAGCAGAAGCAAGAUCCUUGGCAUCAAUGGCUCAUCAAGACGUGGACCCGUCUCGUUUCGAGUCAUGGCUUCUUCGUUCGGGUCCAGGCUCGAAGAUUCAGUCAAGAAGACCGUGGCUGAGAACCCAGUUGUCGUUUACUCCAAAACUUGGUGCUCGUAUUCCUCUGAGGUGAAAACUUUGUUCAAGAAGCUCGGUGAGGAGCCAUUGGUUAUUGAAUUAGACGAACUGGGUCCCCAAGGACCCCAGUUACAGAAGGUGCUGGAAAGGCUUUCUGGCCAGCACACUGUUCCAAAUGUGUUUAUCGUUGAGGUGUGCACAGAAAUUAAUGGCUGGACAGCAAAUUUCAGCUGUGGCCAACACAUUGGAGGUUGCACAGAUACCUUGAAGCUUUAUCGUAAAGGAGAACUUGAACCUUUGUUGUCAAAAGCUAAUGCUAAAAGUUCACAGGCCUAGAAUCCUUGCCAUUAGUUGCUGUCAUUGAGAAUUCUGAUUCCCUUGCAAAUUUUGGGCUUGUUAUCAUAUAAGAAGAUAUGCCACAAGUCUGCGUAUUCAGAAUGCCAUUUCACUUCAUUGACGAAGUUUUAUAUUCAACUCCUUUAUAUGAUCUCUUUAGUUGAAUUGUAUAUUGAACUCAAUAAUUUUUGUUGUUGCAUAAUAACACUAGCACUUUCUUUAAUAUUUAAGAACACUUAACAAGUGCAACAAAUAUACUCUUUAUUGUAUAAAACUAAUAAUUUGUAUUUCAUUUUCGGGCACUAACACUUCGUUCCUUUUUUCCUCUUCA
Molecule: messenger RNA, 945 nt
Organism: Hevea brasiliensis (rubber tree)
Lineage: Eukaryota; Viridiplantae; Streptophyta; Magnoliopsida; Malpighiales; Euphorbiaceae
Product: glutaredoxin-C5, chloroplastic
Exons: 6
Coding region: 39-614 (191 amino acids)
Biological process (GO): cellular response to oxidative stress
Cellular component (GO): cytoplasm
Molecular function (GO): glutathione disulfide oxidoreductase activity
Source: RefSeq, a predicted model, not a curated record